Clonostachys solani is the source of this 318-nucleotide messenger RNA. NCBI's taxonomy places the organism in Eukaryota, Fungi, Ascomycota, Sordariomycetes, Hypocreales, Bionectriaceae. The record is from the annotation of a GenBank genome assembly.
AUGUCGCGAAAGUACGUUUCAAUACUGUCCGCCAUCAUCCUCGCCUGCAUGCGGCAGCUUGUCGAAAUCAACCAUGUGCUGGACUUUGGCAUGCUGGUCGGCAGACCACGAACUACGUCGACAGCUCUCGCCAUUCGCGCUUGCGCAACCGUCGUGACCAGCUGGUCUUUCGCAAUCUGCGUUCAUGUCAACAUUUUCCAUUACGGCGAACGGGUGAAAUGUCUCCUCGCUAAAACAUCUUCCGUUGAAGCGUCGUCUGAGGGGCAGCUACUACCGUCGGAAGAAGAAAAGGAGACCAGUGGCCUUGUCAAAGUCUAG